GUCAACUCUCAUCCAAGCGUGUACGGCGGUCAUAUUUGCCCUUCUGCUAUGUGUGUUCGAGCCUACUUCACCGUGCAAUACCAAGUUGCCCCCUCCAGGACCCCGCUUAUUGCAAGCAAAAGCGCUUUUUGGUGAAGCAAUGCGAGAGUGUAAGAAGGAACUAGUGGCAUACGCAAAAAAUGUGCCGCCUCACCUGCUUCGCAAGAUUAUACCCAUUUCAUGUGCUGUCUACAACGAAUGCAGAUGGAUAUCUCAAGGCAAAGACCUUAAGCAGGUGAUAGACUGCUGCAUAUCAGCAUACCAAAACAAGAGCGCCCCCUUUUACACCAGGUUGAACUUGUCAGUAGCGUACGGACAAGCUGCAGAAAAAACCUUGGUAUGCCUACUCAAAGGUGCCCAAGAUCGCCGCAUCAGUCUGCAGGCCUUUGACGACGCCGCCACAUUUACACGAAGAGCCGUCCUAGCGUAUGGAUGGACCUGAGUUGAGAAUACUCGCAGACAAUAUUCGGCCUCAACAGAGCCAAUUUGCUAGAUUGCUGUUCUGCACCAGUGUACUACUCCGCAAGCUUUAUUGUUGUAAAGUGCCCAUGGAAGUUGUCAUCUCUGACACUUAAUUCUAUUUCAAUAAAAUAAAUUGUU
Molecule: messenger RNA, 639 nt
Organism: Dermacentor albipictus
Lineage: Eukaryota; Metazoa; Arthropoda; Arachnida; Ixodida; Ixodidae
Source: RefSeq, a predicted model, not a curated record